AUGCCUCCUGUAACCUGGAGGGAGUCCUUCCCACCCAAGCCAAGCUUUACUGAAAAGGAUAUCCCGGACCAGUUUGGCCGCGUCUUCAUUAUUACAGGUGGCUCGUCUGGGUGUGGCUUCGAGACCGCAAAGGCCGUGUACAAUCUCAAUGGCCGUGUCUACAUUGCCGGCCGCUCCGCUGAGAAGGCAGAGGAAGCCAUCCAUAGGAUCAAGUCCGAACCGGCUGCUCCUCACCCGACUGUCAAACGAGGCCGAGGCGAGAUCUUCUUCCUCCGUCUUGAUCUCAACGACCUAAGUACCAUCAAGGCAUCUGCCACCGAAUUCCUAUCCAAAGAGUCGAGGCUGGACGUGGUAUGGCACAAUGCUGGACUUGGUGGAGCGCCGUUCGGAAGCAAGACUGUUCAGGGCUUCGAGACGCAUCUUGGCGUCAACGCGCUUGGCCCGUUCCUAUUUCAGCACUUCUUAACACCCAUCUGUCUUACGACAGCCGCACGCUCUGAUGCUAAGCCUGGCCACUCAAGAGUUGUCUACGUUUCGUCUUCGGGUCAUCGAGCGGCACCCAAGCCAGACGGUGUUAACUGGGAUGACCUAAACAUGCACCAGCUGGGCGGCUUCAAGGGAGCUAUGACCAAAUACCCGCAGAGCAAAGCCAUGCUGGUCAUGUUUGCGCAUGAGUUCGCCCGGCGUUUCGCAGCGCAAGGCCUUUUGUCACUUUCCCUCCACCCAGGAUCCGUCAAAUCCGAAUUCCAACGCAACCAGCCCGGACUCGUCAAGUGGUUGACAUCUCCGCUGCUUUAUGAACAACAUUACGGCGGCCUCACCCUACUGUUCGCAGGAUUCGCUGAUGUCGACGAUACAAAGAUGCUCGAGCAGGGCGGGCAAAACGGAUCUUAUGUCGAGCCAUGGGGUCAUUGGGGAACUGGGGCCGACUAUAUUUUUGACGGACUUGUAAAUCGUGGUACAGGAGAUCGAUUGUGGAAAUUGUGCGAGGAGCUCUUGAAGGAUUGGAUGUAA
Messenger RNA from Trichoderma breve, 1014 nucleotides. RefSeq names its product short chain dehydrogenase domain-containing protein. The transcript has a single exon. Bases 1 to 1014 code for a protein of 337 amino acids. Lineage: Eukaryota; Fungi; Ascomycota; Sordariomycetes; Hypocreales; Hypocreaceae. The record is from RefSeq and is a predicted model, not a curated record.